Molecule: messenger RNA, 1134 nt
Organism: Daucus carota subsp. sativus
Lineage: Eukaryota; Viridiplantae; Streptophyta; Magnoliopsida; Apiales; Apiaceae
Exons: 1
Coding region: 1-1134 (377 amino acids)
Molecular function (GO): zinc ion binding; nucleic acid binding
Source: RefSeq, a predicted model, not a curated record
AUGUCGAGAAUUUCGUAUGCAAAUGUAGUCAUGAAUAAUUCAGGAGUUAAUAAUGGAAAUAGUGCAGAAAACAUUGAUUCUCAGUCACAGAGACUUAACUCUACUGAUGACAUUUCUGUUGAAUCCAAUCUGCAUCCAUUAUAUCUUCAGAAUAUAGAUCAUCCUGGUUUGGUUCUCAUUUCAAAGAAAUUGACUGGGACUGAUAAUUUUGGUCCAUGGAAACGCUCAAUUAACAUUGCGUUGUCUGCUAAAAACAAGAUUGGAAUGGUGGAUGGUUCAUAUCCUAGACCUGAGGAUGGUUCCCCUUUGAGAGCUCAUUGGGACAGGGUAAACGCUAUGGUCAUCAGUUGGAUAAUGAAUACGGUCUCGGAUGAGAUUAGUAACGGCAUGGAUUUUGUUACUUCGGCACAAGAUCUUUUGGAAGAGUUACAUGAUCAAUUUUCAAGUGUAAAUGGUCAUAGGAUCUAUCAAGUCUUGAAGGAUCUUCAUGCCUUAGAGCAGGGUGAUAAAUCUGUUGAGAUUUACUACCAUAAAAUGAAGAAUUUGUGGGAUGAGUAUGCUGUAUUAGAUGCAGUUGAUGGCUGCAAGGGCGGAUGUACAUGUGGUAAUCUCAAGAUACAAGAAGCCAAGGAGCAAAGGAAGAAGUUACUCCAGUUUCUCAUGGGUUUGAAUGAUAGUUAUGCAAGUGCUAGAGGGCAAAUCCUAAUGAUGUCACCUCUGCCCUCAAUUCCACAAGCAUUUUCUCUCAUCAAACAAGAUGAGAAACAGAAACAAGGGAGUCACACUGCUAUGCCUUUUCUUGCCAAUGCUGUUGAUGCAAGCAAAUCCAAUUCAGUUAAUUCAAGAAAUCAAGGUUCCAAAUCAUCUUUGAAGUGCACUUACUGUAACAAAGAUGGCCACACAAGGGAACAAUGUUACAAACUUAUUGGAUAUCCAGACAAGAAAAAGGGCAAAAACAAACCAGCAUCCACUGGCACUACUGGUUUUAGACCUUUACCACAGGUUGCUUCCUCAAACCAUGUUGAUGUUCUAACAUCUUCUUCAGGUGUACAGGGCAAUUAUGCUGGGAGUUCAGCCUCAUCAAACUCUGCAUCUUGCAAUUCUGCACCAACUCUGGAACAACUGCAAAGUUAG